Molecule: messenger RNA, 1119 nt
Organism: Gloeophyllum trabeum ATCC 11539
Lineage: Eukaryota; Fungi; Basidiomycota; Agaricomycetes; Gloeophyllales; Gloeophyllaceae
Product: ras-domain-containing protein
Exons: 10
Coding region: 28-768 (246 amino acids)
Biological process (GO): regulation of endocytosis
Cellular component (GO): endosome
Molecular function (GO): GTP binding; GTPase activity
Source: RefSeq, a predicted model, not a curated record
AAACGCUUGUUUCCUCUCCCUCUCAUCAUGGCUUUCAACGAUUACGACGCGGACGCUACGGAACUUCUUGAAACUUAUGACUUUCUUAUGAAAUACAUCAUCAUCGGCGAAGCGGGGACGGGCAAAUCGUGUCUCCUGCAUCAGUUCACGCACAAUUCUUUUAAGGAUCAUUCACAACACACGAUCGGAGUGGAGUUUUCUAGUCGGACCGUAAAGCUGGGGGAGAAGAAGAUCAAGCUGCAGUUGUGGGAUACGGCGGGUCAGGAGCGGUUCCGAUCUGUGACUCGGAGCUACUACCGUGGUGCUGCAGGUGCUAUUCUAGUGUACGAUAUCACGAAUCGGCAGUCGUUCACUAAUCUCGGCCGGUGGUUAGCUGACGCACGGGCGUUGGCGAGUCCAAAUCUUGUGGUUGUCCUGGUUGGGAACAAGUCUGAUCGUGAGGAUGACCGUGAAGUCGAGUGGGCGGAAGCGAGUCGAUGGGCUGCGGAGAAUGACGUCCACUUCCUCGAGACAUCGUCAUUGACGGGAGACAACGUUGAAGCACCGUUCCUUCUCUGCGCGCGCUCAAUCCUUCUUGCCAUCGAAUCAGGCUCUUUAGAUCCGGAUAAGGCGGGCAGCGGCGUCAGCUACGGUGAUCGUGCGCUACGCCGAGUUAACAGCUCCAGCCGGUUGAGUUUCGGAAGUCUUAGUGGUCGGCGACGGAAAGGAUCUUCCAAGCUACGACUCAAGGAUUACGUCCCAGGCACAGCAAAUAGCAAAUGCUGCUGAGGGACUGCCGGCCAGUCGACGUUGAGGUUGUUUUCGUCCCAUGUCUGUCGUCGUUAUAUCUCUUGCAAGUCAUACCCUCUAUCUGUUAUACCACCCUAAGCGAACGCUUAGUUAUGCAAUUUAUACAUUACAUGUAUUACAGGGAAGUUACGCUAUCGUUAUUUACCAUUAAUCGCCUUGAUUAUCCCUUGGGUUUGUUGUGUAAUCGCAUGUAGACCUUGAUAGACUGUGUACGCUGCCCUUCAUGCUAAUCUUCUUCCUCCCCAUUUGAAUUUCUCUCCCUCCAUUACUAUCAGGACCUAGUAUCGCGUUAUAUUCGCAUUUACAUAGCAAUUCUAUCGACAUAGACGG